ACUUUCCCUGUCUCUUGUUCGCUCUUCUUUCUACUUUGCCGCUGGAGGUCAAGCAAGUAUGUGUCACAUGGUUGCCAGCUCAUUUGCAUGGCCGGGUUAAUGAGCUUAGCGUGCGCUGCUCAGCGUGUACGUGUUGUUGUUGCUGGAUAGUUUGUGGUUAGCAAGAGGACAAACGUCAGGAACAGGACCCUCCCUUCUCUCUCUCUCUCUCUCUCUCUCUCUCUCUGUCUCUUUUGCUGUGUCCCAAAGCUUUGACAAGGCUGCUUUGUCGCUGCAUCAGCUCCUACACAGCUUUCUUUUCUCCACCAACAACUUUGCUUUUUGCCAAAAUGGACCGGAACCCCUGGCCGUGCAAUGACAUGAGCCAUGUCAAGUUUUGCAGCCAAGGAAUCGGCAGUGACAGCCGUAUCACACUUGUUGGUAAGCCAGCGCUACAGAGGCGAGCUCUUAGCUUCCAGAAGGAAUUCUCCUUUGACGAAAAAGACAACCUCGUCCAAGUGGCCAAAGAUAUAGAUGCUUGUCUGUCUGCUAAUCUCCCCAAAGUGUCUGAGUUGAGGAAACGAUUUGAAGGUCUGACCGCAAGCACGAGUGACUGGGAAAUGAACAGAAAGGAGCGUAUUGCUCGCCGACUGGAGGGCAUCGAGGGGGAGGGGCAUCCAUCUCUCCUGCCCGCCCUGGUGGCCAACCGACUUUUGGAAGAGGAUACACCACGAUACACCCGUGCAUCGGAUCCUUGUGAACCUUGUGCUGUUACAGUGCACAGGUACGGGAUGGAGGGAUUUGAAAGGCCAGAAAUGCAGACGAUGGCUCCACAGCAGCAGUCCAGGGCUCAAAGCCGAUCAGACGCCAACGCCUCCAAUCAAUACAUCUGCAGUUCUUCUUCCACCAAGUUAGAGUCCAAAGCUGAACGCAUCGCUCGCUACAAGGCGGAGAGGCGUAGGCAGCUAGCCGAGCGCUACGGCAUCACUUUGGACCAGGAGACAGACGUGGACUAUCCGUCCCGCUACAGUCGUACUCAGAAGGAGUCGGGGGGCGCAGAGAGGCGAAAGAAAGAGGAGUUAGUUGGGGAAGAACGGCGUGAUGUCAGCCCGUGCAGAGGGCCCAGUGUGCCCCCCCACAGCCCUCCCGAGCUGGACUACGAAAUGAGUCGAACCAGAGCGGGCUCGUUCUCAGAGACGGAGCAACUCAUGAACCUGGAGAAUCAACGCAGGGGAGCAGCUCAUGAGCCGUCCUCUUCCACCUACAUGGACGUGUCAUCGCCACCCUCCUCCUCCUCCGCACCUAAACACGCCACCUCACCUGGUGACCUCUUCAUCGAGCAGCAGGCCCAUAACAUCCUCAGCAGACAAGGUACCAGGCCAAAACUGUGCACUGAUUGGUUGCUUGAGACCGAUGCUGAGGGCGACACCCACUCUCUAAUCAACUGGCCAUCGAGAAUCAGAGGUAGGGAGAAGCUUGCGAAGGAAGAAGGUCACCAGAGGGGCUCAGAACUAGGAAGCCUCGCUGAGGCUCCGCUGUACGGCAGACAAUUUCAGCAACAGUCAUCUACGCCUUACAAUGCAGACCCGGCAAUUCCUCAGCAGUCGCAUCGUCACCCUCAUGCUCCGCACACUCGCAGAAGGCCCCUAGGAGGACAAGAUGUUGGUGUUUAUCCCAGUUAUCUCUCCAUGACCUCUGCUGUUCCAUCCAGAGCAGGGCAGCUUGCAGAUGAAGAAAGCAAGGAGUCGGGUGGUAUUAAGACAGAGGGUCUCCUGAGGAGUAGGAAAGCAGUGCUGCCCUCUGAGAUCCGCCGCAGGGAGAGGAGCACAGAGGACCCACGCAGAGGAAGGGGAGAAGAUGAGAUGUUUGAUGAGAGAGAAGAUCCUGGAAGGACAAGUCACAGAGGAAGAAGGGAAACAGCUGAGCCAUCCAAACACGCAGAACACACCAGCAAUCACCAGCGAACAGCCCCCAGCAGGACCAGAGAGAUGGAGAAUGCCAGCCACAUCCGACCCAAAGCAUCACCAAGCCGCUCUGCAUGGGAUUCUGGUGAUCAUGAGGGCCGUCUUAAACACGUUCAAGAUCCCCGGCAGCUGAAGAAAAGUAAGGAAGAUGUUCCUCAGGACAGCCUUGUGUCGGUGGCCCAGCUCCGACAUUCUUACAUGGAAAGCACCACCACUCCUCCGAGCAGAUGCAAAGCUGAGCUGUCCUGUGCGAGUUCAGCGUUUGCUUCCAAUGAAGGUGAGGAGGAGAAGCUGGAUGAACGGGCCAAGCUAAGCGUGGCGGCCAAGCGCUCGCUCUUCAGGGAGUUGGAGAAAAAUAUUGUGGGAGAAGCUAAGCCGCGCUCCAGGAACGCUGCAGUGGACCGCAGGCUAAGACGGACACAAGACCGAUCCAAAACUCAGCCUGUCACCACUGAGGAAGUGGUCAUCGCCGCCACCGCCCCCACUCACAUGCCACAGGCUGUGAGCGUUGACACAACUGUCGCACGCGCCUCAAACCCCACCCUCCCUCCAAGCAGCCUGCAGGCAUCAUCGCAUCACAACAGCGCCACACGGGAGCCAGGGGCUCAGGCGACACGAGACACCCGGAUGGAGACGAGAGAGGAGGGUCAGGGCCAAGAGGAGCCCGACCUCUGCGCGCUCAGCCUGGCUGAGAAGAUGGCGCUGUUCAACCGGCUGGCUCAGCCCCCGACCAGGGUCACGCGCACCAGUGGGGGGGCACGUCAGCGCAGGAACAACACUCGCUAUCAAACUCAACCCAUCACUUUGUGUGAUAUGGAGCAGGAGUCUUCAGAUGUAAACAGGAUGGAUGAAGAGGAGCAAUGUGACAAGUUCUUUCAACUUCAAGGUGAACACCUCCCUUCAUCCUCGUCCUGUGCGCUGAGAGGAGGAGGCACAGUGUCCACUGAUCACGCAGGAGACAUCCACGUGAGCAGAGUACCACAUCACCACGUCAACGGCAUGACCCGGAGGCCCCGGGACCCAGUGGAGCGCCAUAGGCAGCCCGAUCGCGUGUCGCCACACGAAGAGGAUGCAGCAGAAAUGUCGAAGAGGAAAAAGAGGUUGCGCUCCCCUGAGGACAGUGUCAGACGAGCGUCGCUGCCUCCGCCCCACGGUGGAAGAGAGGAUGAUGAGUGGCGGUCUGGAGAGACCACUGAUGGACCCACACAGAACUGUGAGAGCCACGUGGGGCUGGAAGGGCAGCAGAAGAUUCAUCAGAGGGAAGAAGUGGAACACGCUGCCAGCUCGAGAAACCAAACAGUCAAUGGCGAGCUGCCCGAGCCCACUUGGGUGAGGCCCAGAGCGGCGUCCGCGUCGUCCAAAGGUGUUUACCAGCCGCCGCCGGCAGACACGCGCUCGGCGUACAGCGAACUAGCAGCUAGCCUGCCGCAGUCCGAGCCAGGAGCUGGCGACACGUGUGACACCAUGACGGCCAAACACAUGUCCGUCAAAGAGAGGGUGGCUUUGCUGAAGAAGAGCGGUGAGGAGGACUGGAGGAACCGGAUCAAUAAGAAGCAGGAUGCGGUCAAGACGGCUGUGGGCGACCCCCACGCUCACCUCUGGGAGGUGGAGCAGAGCUUCAACAAGAAGAGAAUCACAGAGGCUGCGAUGGAGUCGCAGAGGAUGGAGGCUCAGAUGUCCAUCCAGGAGAGGAAAGAGCAAAUGGAAGCUCAAGAAGAGGCCUGGAAGUCCAAAGGUCAAGGAUCCGCCAACGACUCCACCCAGUUCACCGUGGCUGCACGCAUGCUGAAGAAAGGGGUGGCCUCCCCCUCUGCCCUGCAGUCUUCAGCAACGUCUAAACCCAAGAGCAGCAGCCCUGCCGUCUCCAAACCACAAGAAGAGAUCACGGCCAUGUCAGAUUUGAAGCUGGAGUCAGACAGGAAGUUGGAUAAGCUGGAGUCGUUCCUUGGCAAGAUCAACAAUAAAGCACUGCCAGACGCCACCAUCACGGUCACGGAGAAGAAGGUAAAGGAAGUGAUGGCCCUGGAAGACGACAUCUUUUCCAACUUCUACCGCCAAGUGGAGGAGCUGCCGUCCACCACCAGCAAGGUGCCACUGGUCGAUGACUUUGAUGCCAUCUUUGGGCCGCAGCUUCCCAAGUUGACGUCGGAGAUGGUGCAGCACAAGAGAGCUGUGCGGCCGACACGUAAAACAGCGGCGUCUAAGAACCCAGUGAAGAUGCUCGCUGCCAGAGAGGACAUCAGACAUGAAUACACGGAACAACGCCUCAACGUCGGCCUGCUGGAAAGCAGGAGGAUGAAAGCAGAAAGAGCCAACAAGAAGAGCAGUUUAUCUGACGUGGCCUUGGCUGGUCUCGCCAGCACGGAGAACUUUGGUAGCGUCAACCUACGCAGUGUGGACAUCUCUGAGCAGACAUCCAACAACAGCGCCGUGCCCUACAAGAAAGUCAUGCUCUUGCAUGUCAAAGGUCGACGACACAUCCAGACCAGGCUAGUGGAGCCCAGAGCGUCGUCCUUGAACAGCGGCGACUGCUUCCUGCUCAUCACGCCGCAGCACUGCUUCGUCUGGAUGGGAGAGUUUGCUAACGUCAUCGAGAAGAACAAGGCUUCAGAGUUGGCCAACUUCAUCCAGAGCAAGAAAGAUCUGGGUUGCCGUGCCCACUACGUGCAGGUCCUUGAAGAGGGCGUUGACCCUCAAAGCCACGCUGCCAAGGAGUUCUGGGAGAUCCUGGGAGGCCAUGCCACUUCCCAGUCGGCGGGAACACCAGAUGAAGACGAGCUUUACGAGGGUGCCAUCGUUGAGACCAACUGUAUUUACCGACUGGUGGACAACAAACUGGUGCCAGAUGACGACUUUUGGGCCAAGAUACCUCGCUGUUCUUUACUCAAACCGAAGGAGGUUCUGGUGUUUGACUUUGGCAGUGAGAUGUACAUCUGGCACGGGAAGGAAGUCACGCUGGCACAGAGGAAGGUGGCCUUCCAGUUGGCCAAACACCUGUGGAACGGAACAUUCGAUUACACAAACUGUGAUAUCAACCCCCUGGAUCCAGGAGAGUGCAACCCGCUCAUUCCCAAGAAAGGACAGGGUCGUCCUGACUGGGCCGUGUUUGGCAGACUGACCCAUCACAAUGAAACCACCUUGUUCAAGGAGAAGUUCUUGGACUGGAGCGAAUGCAGGAGAACAUCCAGCAGCAGCAACCCCAAGGAGCGGCCCACUCCAGAUCAGCCCCGUGCAUACGACGCCGCCCUCAUGAUGCCCAUCCACCAGCUGCCCGCCUGCACCGUCGUAGACGGCCUGAACGUGGGUAGGGGGUACGGGCUGGUGGAGGGGGAGGACCGGCGGUGCUACGAAGUCCGCACGCUGGCCGUGGAGGUCUGGCACAUCCUGGAGUUUGACUACAGUCGCCUACCGUGCCAGAGCAUCGGCCAGUUCCAUGAGGGAGACGCCUACGUGGUGAAGUGGAAGUACACGGUCAGCACCGCAGUCGGGAAGCGGCAGAACCCGGAUCAGGUCAAGAUGGCGGGGCCCGGGAAAGAGAAAUGCUGCUAUUUCUUCUGGCAGGGACGCAAUUCCACAGUCAGCGAGAAAGGAACGUCGGCGCUCAUGACCGUCGAACUGGAUGAGGAGCGAGGGGCUCAGAUUCAAGUCCUGCAGGGAAAAGAACCUCCGUGUUUCCUGCAGUGCUUCCAAGGAGGCAUGAUCAUCCAUGCAGGGAAGAGAGGAGAAGAAGAGCAGGAGAACUCACAGAGUGACUGGCGGCUGUACUGCGUGCGAGGGGAGGUUGAGCUGGAGAGCCAUCUAGUGGAGGUGGUGUGCCACUGCAGCAGCCUGCGCUCCAGAGUCUGCUUGGUGCUGCUGAGCGUCGGCCAGGCCCUCAUCUACCUGUGGCACGGCUGCAAGGCGCAGGAGCACACGCGGCGGGUGGCUCACGCCGCCACCAGCAGGAUCCAAGAACAUUGUCCUCUAGAAGCAGGCCUUCACAGCAGCAGCAAGGUGACCGUACGGGAAUGUGAUGAGGGAGCAGAGCCUUUGGGAUUCUGGGAAGCCCUCGGCAGGAGAGACAGGAAAGCGUACGACUGCAUGCUGCAAGACCCUGGCAAGUUCAACUUCACGCCUCGUCUCUACCAGCUGAGCAGCAUUUCGGGGGCGUUUGCUGCUGUGGAGUUUGUGUACCCCGCCAGAGAGCCCAAGCAGGUCAACUCCAUGCCCUUCCUGCAGGAAGAUCUUUAUUCUGCAUCCCAGCCUGCGUUGUUCUUGGUGGAUAACCACCAUGAGGUGUACCUGUGGCAGGGCUGGUGGCCUCAGAACAGCGAAAGCACCGGCUCAGCCCGAAUACGUUGGGACUUGGACAGGAAGUGUGCCAUGGAGACGGUGCUGCAGUACUCUAAGGAAAAGAAUGGAAAAAAGCCCCCGAAGGCGUAUCUGAUCCACGCCGGGCUGGAGCCGCUCACCUUCACCAACAUGUUCCCCAGCUGGGAGCACCGAGAGGACAUCGCUGAGAUCACUGAGCGGGAGGCAGAGGUGUGUAACCAGAUCAUUCUAGUGGAAGAUGUGCUGGCCAGACUGUGUCAGACUACAUACCCUCUGGAUGAUCUCCUCGCCCGGCCGCUGCCAGAGGGUGUGGACCCUCUCCGCCUGGAGGUCUACCUGUCGGACGAGGACUUUCAGGGCGUGGGGGCUGAUGGGAAGAAAGGCUUGGAGAUGACGAGGGAGGAGUACGGGCGUCUGCCUGCAUGGAAGCAAACCAACGUGAAGAAAAGCAAAGGACUUUUCUAGUUUCACGUUCUUUCAUGUUUUCCUGCUUUUCCUGCUUGAGAGACUCAGGACUUGGCUGUCCUGAGUCCACCUCGACGUGGAGACACCAGAGGAUGAAAGGUGUGGCAGCCGUUUGUCGUCUUUGUGUGCUUUGGAGAAGGCGGCGUGCGUGUCUGCGAUGAAGCUCCCUUCCAGUCUGCGCGUACAUACUCGUGUUUGUGCAUCACAGCAUCGCUAGUUCUACCCACCCAAGCAGGAAGUCACAGAAAGUGUCCUGGCCGUUGUCACCAAACGCCAUUGUUGGCCGUGCUGCAAACAUUUCCUACGCAUUCAGAAUGAUGACCUUUAUUUGGACGUCAUGAGCAACUAAAUUCGAAUUAGUUGAUUUUGGAAAAACUACACUGUAUAGUGCCUUGACUUUGUGUACAGUUUCUACACACUUUUUGGGCUAGAAAUACCUCAGAAAUAAACCCUCAAAGAACCUCCAUGUUUGUCAUUUUUCAACCAACUGGGAAAUCCAUGAAAAAUCUCAAUGGAGCUCCUUCAAACAUAAAACGUGAUGACGAUCCAUUUGCUUUUUCCAUGGCUUGGCUGGUCCUGUCACUUAGUCACGUGCCAUUUACGCAACAAAAAUAUACUGUAUAGUGGUUUCUGGUGACACCUAGUGGCCGCAAUAAUUCAUGAUUGAGUUUGUUGUGACGUAGUUAUUGAAUGAAGAGCAUACCAGACGUGUUUUCUUAAGGAAUGCUUUCUAAUACACUUGUGCCUUGGAGACCCCAUGUCUGUAAGUAAUGUGCAACUAAAAUGACAUGAUAGCUGUGUGGAUUAGAAAUGUGUUAUUUUAGACACCAGUGUUGUGUCAUUAGGACACUAAUUAUGUCUGGUUUAAAGAUUGUAGCUGCUGUGUCAGCCACUGACUAACUAAAUACACUUUUAUCGCUCUUCUUUCAUGAGUCAAUACAAAAUGUUUUGGUGUUAAAAUACAGCUGUUUGAUGCAUUCCUACACACCGUCAUGUCAAGUGGCUUCUUCCACUUCUAACAUUUAUUAAACAGGUUAGCUU
Molecule: messenger RNA, 7760 nt
Organism: Dunckerocampus dactyliophorus (ringed pipefish)
Lineage: Eukaryota; Metazoa; Chordata; Actinopteri; Syngnathiformes; Syngnathidae
Gene: svila
Product: supervillin a
Exons: 39
Coding region: 330-6719 (2129 amino acids)
Biological process (GO): cytoskeleton organization; barbed-end actin filament capping; actin polymerization or depolymerization
Cellular component (GO): actin cytoskeleton; cytoplasm
Molecular function (GO): phosphatidylinositol-4,5-bisphosphate binding; actin filament binding
Source: RefSeq, a predicted model, not a curated record